AUGCCCCGCAACACCCACCGUUCUACUGCCUCGCAAGCUCGUAAAAGGACUCCAACUACCCUGCGCCUUCGUCUGUUCAAACCGCCUGUUCCGGAUGUUCCGGAUAAUGACGAGAAUCCAACUGAUGAUGAGAAGGAGGAUAAGGAGGAGGAGGAGGAGGAGGAGGAGGAGGAGGAGGAGGAGGAGGAGGAGGAGGAGGAGGAGGAGGAGGAGACACAGUCAGAAGAUCCUCGAUUUCUGCGAACACCUACCCCUGAGCCUGAGAUCUCAUUCAGCUAUAAUCAAUGUGAUGGUGAUGAAAUAUAUGAUGGAAGGAAUGGGAGGCAUGGGAGGACUGAAUUCAAACUUGUCAUCGAAUUCAAACUUGCCAUCAAAUUCAAACUUGCCAUCGAAUCCGAACCUGCCAUCGAAUCCGAACCUGCCAUCGAAUCCGAACCUGCCAUCGAAUCCGAACCUGCCAUUGAAUCCGAACCUGCCAUCGAAUCCGAACCUGCCUCCUAUUCGAAGUAG
Molecule: messenger RNA, 510 nt
Organism: Histoplasma mississippiense
Lineage: Eukaryota; Fungi; Ascomycota; Eurotiomycetes; Onygenales; Ajellomycetaceae
Exons: 2
Coding region: 1-510 (169 amino acids)
Source: RefSeq, a predicted model, not a curated record